Messenger RNA from Armigeres subalbatus, 481 nucleotides. RefSeq names its product splicing factor 3B subunit 5 (gene Sf3b5). NCBI's taxonomy places the organism in Eukaryota, Metazoa, Arthropoda, Insecta, Diptera, Culicidae. Gene Ontology annotation, biological process: mRNA splicing, via spliceosome. Bases 145 to 402 code for a protein of 85 amino acids. Gene Ontology annotation, cellular component: precatalytic spliceosome; U2 snRNP. The transcript has a single exon. The record is from RefSeq and is a predicted model, not a curated record.
CAGAGUACAGUCGAAAAAAGGGAAAAACGGAAAAAACAGUCAGCGGUAUCAACAAUUUUUCCCACAUAGAAUCGAAACAUCGAACGGGAAGAAGCAAAAACCCAAUAAUUUUACGUUCAAAUAUUAAUUUUCGUGAAACUCAUCAUGGGUGAUCGCUACAACAUUCACAGCCAGCUGGAACAUCUUCAGAGCAAAUACAUUGGAACGGGACACGCCGAUACAAACAAGUACGAGUGGCUCACGAACCAGCACCGGGACUCGCUCGCCAGCUACCUUGGCCAUUACGAUAUGCUGAGUUACUUCGCCGUGGCGGAAAACGAGUCUAAGGCACGCAUCCGGUUCAACAUCAUGGAAAAGAUGCUGCAGCCGUGUGGUCCACCGCCGGAGAAACCCGAGGAUUAAUCCAGGUAAUGUUUAGAUUUUUCUCACAAUAAAAUCCUUGUAUUCUGACGUUUUCAGGGUAUUUUAUUUUGCCCGAAAA